AUGUGUGACAAGAGGGUCCCAGCCAGAGUUGAGGGAAAGAUCCACCGGACUGUGAUCCAGCCGGCAAUGCUUUACGGGCUGGAGACGGUACCCCAAACGAAGAAGGCGACAAGGAGACUGGAGGUGGCUGAGAUGAAAAUGUGCAGAUGGGCAUGUGGCUUGACCAUGAGAGACAGGAUGAGAAAUGAUGAGAUCCGACUGAGGUGCAGAAGUACGAGAUUGAGAUGGUUUGGUCAUGUAAAGCGAAGAGAGGAGAACUACAUCGGAAAGAGAAUGCUGAGCAUGGUACCACCGGGAAGGAGAGGAAGAGGGCGUCCAAAGCAACGGUGGAUGGGCAACAUCAAGGAAGACAUGCGGUCCGUGGGUGCGAGGGAAGAAGACAUCCAAGAGAGAAAAAUAUUGAAGGCUUUCGUACCUGCCGCAGUGACCCCAGAAAUGGGAGAAGCUUGA
Penaeus chinensis is the source of this 450-nucleotide messenger RNA. RefSeq lists its product as uncharacterized. The record is from RefSeq and is a predicted model, not a curated record. Lineage: Eukaryota; Metazoa; Arthropoda; Malacostraca; Decapoda; Penaeidae. The transcript has a single exon. Bases 1 to 450 code for a protein of 149 amino acids.